Choloepus didactylus (southern two-toed sloth) is the source of this 927-nucleotide messenger RNA. Its product is annotated as olfactory receptor 2T2-like. The record is from RefSeq and is a predicted model, not a curated record. NCBI's taxonomy places the organism in Eukaryota, Metazoa, Chordata, Mammalia, Pilosa, Megalonychidae. Gene Ontology annotation, biological process: G protein-coupled receptor signaling pathway. The transcript has a single exon. Gene Ontology annotation, cellular component: membrane. The coding region runs from base 1 to 927 and encodes 308 amino acids. Gene Ontology annotation, molecular function: olfactory receptor activity; G protein-coupled receptor activity.
AUGUGGAUAUGGACUAAUCUGACUACUGGAACUGACUUUGUUCUCCUGGGGCUAUUCCACCACAUUCAGGUCCCCAGUCUCCUCUUCUCUCUCAUCUUUGUGGUGUUUCUUGUGACCCUUACUGGCAAUAUUAUGAUGAUAAUUCUCAUUUGGAUGGACCUUCGACUCCAUACAUCUAUGUACUUCCUUCUAAGCCAACUUUCCAUCAUGGACCUUUUAUAUACCUCAACUAUUUUCCCCAAGAUAGCUACUGAUUUCCUCUCUGGGAAGAAUACCAUUUCCUUUAUUAGCUGUAGGAUUCAGCUCUUCCUAUUCACAACACUUCUUGGAGCAGAGUUCCUUCUCCUGGCAGUCAUGGCUUAUGACCGCUAUGUCGCCAUAUGCCACCCUCUCCAUUACUCAGUUCUCAUGCGCCCUACAGUCUGUGCCUUCUUGGUGACUGGCACCUGGUUGGGUUCUCUGUUCAAUGCCUUGGCCCAUGCCAUUUAUAUUCUGAAUCUCCCUUACUGCUCCUCCUUGGAAAUCCAUCAUUUCAUUUGUGAGAUCCCAGCUCUCCUGAAACUUGUUUGUGCUGAUACAACUCAUUAUGAAAAUGGGCUUCAUGUCAGCAGUGUUGUGUUCCUUCUCAUUCCAAUAUCUGCCAUUAUGGCCUCAUACGGGCAGAUACUCUCCACUGUUUUGAGAUUAGGAUCAAACUUAGGGACAAGAAAGGCUUUGACCACCUGUUCCUCCCAUAUGAUUGUCGUGUCUCUCUUCUAUGGAACAGCCAUCAUCAAGUACUUUCUUCCCAAAGCCUAUCAUACCACAGAGCAGGAUGAAGUAGUAUCUGUCUUCUACACUAUUGUAACUCCCAUGCUCAACCCCCUCAUCUACAGUCUUCGAAACAAAGAGGUGUCUGCAGCCCUCAGGAAAGUGCUGGGAAGGUAA